AGAGGUUGCAGUUAGUCGAGAUUUCACCACUGCACUUCUGCCUGGGUGUCAUAGUGAAAUCCUGUCUCAAAAAAAGUAGACCAAGAACAUUAAUAGACAGUUUUCAAAACAAGACAUACAGGUGGCCAACAAGCAAAUGAAAAGAAGCUCAACAUCCCUGAAUGUUAGAAAAAUGCAAUCCCAUUACUGGGAUAGGUGUAUACACUAUUGUAUACACAGAAGAAUAUAAUUGAUUCUGCCUUAAAGACAUAUGAACAUGAAUGUUCUUUUCAACACUAUGCACAAUAGCAAAGACACAGAAUGAGCCCAAAUGCCCAUCAAGGACAGAUUACAUACAGAUAAUGUGAUACAUAUGCACAAUGGAAUACUAUGAAGCCCUAAAAAAGAAUGAGGUCAUGUCUUUUGCAGGAACAUGGAUGGAGCUGGAGGCCAUGAAUCUUAGUAAACUAAUGCAGGAACAGAAAGCCAAAUACUCCAUGUUCUCACUUACAAUUGUGAACUAAAUGAUGAGACUCAGGGACACCAAUAGGGGAACAACACACACAGAAGCCUACUUUACGGUGGAGGGUGAAAGGUGGGAUAGGAGCAGAAAAAACAACUAUUGGGUACUAUGCUUAGUACCCAGGUGAAGAAAUCUUAUGUACCACAAACCUCAUGACACGACUUUAUCUGCAUAUGUACCCCUAUAAUAAAAGUAAAAAAAAAAAAGAAAAAAACCCAAUCUCACCUUUCUCCCAGAAUCUACAGGAGAAACAGUAUCUCUGAAACUUUGUUUUACAUGGACUCCAAGACAAAGCAGAGAAUGUAGUUAGAGUCCAGGUAUGUGACAGACAGAUGAGAGUGACCCUCACAUGGCAGAGCCAAGGGGCCUACUGUGAGGCAGGUUCAUGCAUUAACUUUCUCUACUUCUCUCCUGAGGAUCAAGGUCAGGAGGAUCAGACCUUCAAAGGCUCUCCCAGAACCUUUAAAUGCAAAGAGAAUUGCCUUCUAGGUCUAACGUCUUUUUCUAAAAUUCCCAAUUUACUUUUAGUCAUUGUACAAAUUGAGAGAAUGUACACCUUCUGGCUAGAUUCUGCACAGCAGAGAAAAUGCUUGAGAGGCACAAAGAGAAGCUUUACAAUCACUACCCCUCACUCCAUCAUCCUAUCCCUGGUAACCCAAUCCACAGCCUGGUACCUCCACUACUGUCAUUUCCACUGCCUUACAGCAAACAGCUAUGGUUGUGACAGAGUUUCUUCCUGACAUCUGAGUCUUUCUCCUGCUACACGGAAAGCUUGCUGGGAGGGGCUUGGAAUCUGGCAUGAAGCCAGAGGGCAUCUCUGAGUUGCAGCAUUUAAAUGAUCCCACUCAGAGAUUCACACAGAAGACUGGACACAAUUCCGAAGAGUCACCCAGAAGGAGAGAACAAUGUCAUCACUACCCGUGAGUUGAAAAGGCACAGACUUUAACCAUCUCAAGUCACAUAAACCAAGAAAGAAACAGGGGAGAUUUUCUGAGAUGAAAAUAUGAGCACUCCUACUACGAAUGCUUUCCUGAGAGGUGUGGUUGUGUGGAAGAGAAACCCUGAGGCUGUGGUAUCUGAGAUGACUGUGGGGUGUGAGGUGGGGAUCCUGGACCAGUGUAACCCUCUGUGAGUGUGUGGUGGUAUCUGAUGAGAGUGAACUCUGCUGAGAUUAAGUGACUUUAGGUGGGAGGCAGAUGUCCCACCAGGAUGGGCGGGUGUGUGAGUGAGUGUAAGUGGUUGAGUGUGCUUUGUCUUCCUGUCUGUGAUGUGAGUGUAUGUUUGCUCACAGCCAGACCAGUGCAUGGUCAUCUUUAUGUGCACAGUGAGCAGGUAUGUGAAGCAGCUGUGUGUCUUUUCAUGUGUGGCAAUGUGGAUCCCAGAUGGCUUAACUGGUAGGGAUCUUGGGGAUUGUGAGUUACCAAGGACUAGUUUCAGGUCACUUAUGAGAGCGAAAUGUAGCAUCAGUAGAUGUCUUCCCAGUAAGAGUGGGGAAGAGCAAUGCAGACUAUGGGGGUGAUGGUUCCUCAGGUGGGGACUGCACAGAGUGACCACUGGCUUUGGCUUCCCAAGCUCAGCUUCCUUGCCCCAGCUCAGCCUGUUCUUCCCAUUGUGGAACAGGAGAGUGUUCAGACACUGAUUUGCCAGGGAAGAAUAUUAGAGGCCAUGGUUUCAGUGACUGAACCAUGCGAAAUAUUCACGGUAAGCUCUGUCUGAACUGAAACUAAACUUGUUCCUCCACUCAUGAAAGAAAAAGCUCUGUUUGAAUUCAGACAGAGUUUACUGUGAAUGUUACUCAACAAAGCAGCUGGGUUCACUGGCUCAUGGCCAUCACCCCACCAAUUUGGGAGGCAAAGAUGGGAGGGUAACUUGAGGCCAGAAGUUUGAGACCAGUCUGGGCAUCAUAGUGAGACCCUUUCUUUGAAAACCUUUAAAUAUCAGACUGGCAGAGUGGCAGGCACCUUUCGCCCCAGCUACACAAGAGGGGGCAGAUGUGUGAGGAUCACUGCAGCCCAGGAGUUCGACGUUUCAGUGAGCUGUGAUUGCACCACUGCAUGUCAGCCUGGGUGACAAAGCAAGACCCUGUCUCAAAAAUAUGGAAAAAUCAUCAACCACUUGUAGUAGUCGUAGAAAUCAAUCGUUCCCUCUAGUUAUGUCCCUGACCCACAGGCUUCAUAUGUGCAAGUACUGAGGCUGCGCUGUCAGCAAUGUGUCCUUCUGGGAAGGACGUCCAUUGCCCUUGAUGAUUGUGAUGCAUGUACCAUACACACUGCCUGUUUCCUUGUCUGUUGGUUCCUGCGUGAUAAUCACAGGGACACCGAUCCUCACUUUUGUCAAGGACCCACAGCUGGAGGUGAAUUUCUACACUGGGACGGAUGAGGACUCAGAUAUUGCUUUCCAAUUCCGACUGCACUUUGGUCAUCCUGCAAUCAUGAACAGUCGUGUGUUUGGCAUAUGGAGGUACGAGGAGAAAUGCUACUAUUUGCCCUUUGAAGAUGGCAAACCAUUUGAGCUGUGCAUCUAUGUGCGUCACAAAGAAUACAAGGUAAUGGUAAAUGGCCAACGCAUUUACAACUUUGCCCAUCGAUUCCCGCCAGCAUCUGUGAAGAUGCUGCAAGUGUUGAGAGAUAUCUCCCUGACCAGAGUGCUUAUCAGCGAUUGAGGGAGAUGAUCAGACUCCUUAUUGUUAAGGAAUCCCACUUUCUACCUGACCAUGGGAUUCCCAGAGCCUGCUAACAGAAUAAUCCCUCCUCACCCUUUCCCCUACACUGGAUCAUUAAAACAGCACCAAACCCCA
This is a messenger RNA of Macaca mulatta (Rhesus monkey), 3299 nucleotides long. Lineage: Eukaryota; Metazoa; Chordata; Mammalia; Primates; Cercopithecidae. The record is from RefSeq and is a predicted model, not a curated record.